Kluyveromyces marxianus DMKU3-1042 is the source of this 1536-nucleotide messenger RNA. It is a transcript of the gene CTM1, whose product is annotated as cytochrome c lysine N-methyltransferase. The record is from RefSeq and is a predicted model, not a curated record. Gene Ontology annotation, molecular function: protein binding. NCBI's taxonomy places the organism in Eukaryota, Fungi, Ascomycota, Saccharomycetes, Saccharomycetales, Saccharomycetaceae. The transcript has a single exon. The coding region runs from base 1 to 1536 and encodes 511 amino acids.
AUGGAUCAUGCAAUCACUUGGAUCUUGGAAAAUAAAUCCAUUAUAAAACAUGAUGCUUUGACCAUUGACAAAUCUGCGGUCGAUGGAGAUGCAGGGGGUUAUGGUAUAUUUGCUGAUCUCAGCUUAAUAGAUGACAGAAAAGAUGAACGUAAAGUGGAGUUGCUUAGAAUUCCACGAGAUGCUACCAUAUCAAUGGCUAUGAUCAGGCAAAUUCUAACAAGCGAUACAAGAGACAAGACGUUAACUUCUUUGAAAGAUCAUUUGGCUGCUUUUCUUACAGAAGAAUCUCAUCAAAUUUAUAUCAAUGAGACAAAUAUCAUUGUAGUAUUCCUUAUAAUCAAGGCAAUUAUAUCGAAUUCCGAGAUGUCAUCCCCUGGAUCAAAAGAUUUUGCAUCUUUCUAUACUGAUGAGGUUCUCCUAAAGACGCUUGUACCGCUUCCCGUAAACAAAUAUCAAGAAGAUAGUCAUAACUGGGAACAAUACUAUGCGGAAUAUAUGAGUUUUCCACAGCAACAGUUCAUUGAGGUACUUGAAGAAUUCAUCCAAAAACGAUUUCCUGGAGAAGAUCAUAGUAAAGAAAUAAUUUUAAUUUAUUGCAGUGUCAUCUCUAGAAUAUUAGAGAUCCCCGAGGCUGUUGAACCGGGUAGUGAUGAUUACGUAGUGAAUCCAACGUUGGUUCCGUUACUUGAUUUUGCCAACCACAGUAAUGAUAAAAAAAAUGCAUAUUUUGAUGUAGAUCGCAAUAACAAUGACAUUGUGCUAUAUUUAGACCUGGAAAAUUCCCCAGAGUCAAAAUUGAUCCAAGUAUUCAUAAGCUAUUCUCCAUUUGAAGAAUUGGUUCAUUUUGAACAGAUUUAUGGAUUCUUACCAAAUUCUAAAAAGCCCCAAAUAUUCUGUUAUCGCUUUGAUGAGAAUUUUAUGAAACAUUAUGUUUACAAGGAUGUUAAUGUAUCUAAAUUCUACCGCUGUAUGAAUAUAAGACCUUAUCUGGAGGUUGUAUUGAAAGAUGAUGAUGUUUUACUAAAUGAUUGUAUUAUGGAAUUUGCAGAAAUCAUACUGCCAUUUUCUCAGCACAUUAAAAGAUCUGAUUUAACACCUUUCAACUAUAAUGAAGAUCUUAAAACCUAUACGUCUACGAUUGUUAAUGAGAACGGAUUAGAAAAACAAGUAAACCUCACCAAAGAAGAAGCUAUAGAAUAUAUUUUUGGAGAUCAAGACGAGACAGAGAAUUAUGAAAGAACAUUAAAGGAAUGGAUAUUGCACUUUUUAAAAGAGUAUAUCAAUUUCCGCCUUUCAAAGAUGCUCCAGGUUAAACCAGAUUCCGAAACCUCUUCUUUCAAUAUAUUCUUGACCAAAGAGCUGUGGAUUCUACAGAAAUUAAAGGCUAGUAUUGAUAAAAACCAGCAUAUUACCUGGUAUGAAAAGUUUGCGGAGCGUUCAUCUGAAUUGCCGGAUGUCCCUUUCCCCCCGCCAUGUCGAAUUGACUAUGAAAACUUAUCGAGAACUGAAAUCCAGGAGUAUAUAGAUACCGAUUAG